UAUAGAAGAAAGGUGGAAAGUCUUGAGUGUUGAAACAAGAAAAAGAGCAGAGGGAAUAUUAGGAAAAAAUGAACUGUCUGGCUUUGCCUUCUUCCUUCUCUUACCAUACAGCCAAUCUUUUGUCACUCACUUUUUAGGGCAAAUAAGAGUAUCUCAAAAAUUUCUCUCUACCCUCCAUUUUUUGUUCUCCUUAUCCAAAUUCCAAUUCAUAGACUUUUACUAAAUAGCCUUCCUCUCAAAACUUUCCAUGACCUAUUUGCCUGACAUGUAAGGUCUCUUUUCACCUUUGAAUUCGCUUAUUAAAGGAUUAUUGGAAAGAAAAAAAAAAUCUUGAUCUCUAUAUGAAUGUUGUUUUUGCUCAUUGCUCUUGUACCCAAUUUCAAACCAGGUCGGAUCCAUGCCAUAUGUGCGGCGGUUCGGCCUUUUUGCCUAUCAUGGAAACUGUAGUUCAAUUUGAAGGAAGUCGGUUUCUUGAUUAUGUUCCUAAAUUGGUUGCUGGUGCCAUCUCUGGUGCUCUCACAGGAUUUUUUGCUCUUGCUGGAGCUUUUACAGGAGCUAUUGCUGGUGCUUUAGCUGGCCGAGCUUCUAAUUGUGGUGUUUUUCGAGGGGCUGGACUAGGGGCUAUUGCUGGUGCUGUCCUUUCUGUUGAGGUUUUGGAGGCUUCUCGGGCUUACUGGUGUUUGGAACAGUCUGGUUCGCGAGGCCCUUCAUCUAUGGCAGAUUUUAUGGAAGAGCUUCUGCGGGGGAGGUUUGCAGAUGAACAGUUUUCACCAGCAGUGCUAACUACUUAUCAUUGGCAGGUAAGCAUUGCUAAUUUAAGUUAUGAUGAGAUUCAUGAUGUUAAUGGUGAAGCUGCAUCCAAAGGGUUGUCAGGAGAUUUGCUCAAGAAGUUGCCAAGUCAUACCUUGGAUGAAAUCAAGGCAAAACAGACCAUCUGUUGUACAAUAUGCUUGCAGGAUAUCGUUAAAGGGGAGAUUGCAAGGAGUUUGCCCCGUUGCUGCCACACAUUCCACUUAGCCUGUGUUGACAAGUGGCUAAUAAGACAUGGCUCAUGCCCUGUAUGCAGGCAGGAUGUGUAGAGGACCACCGGGAUCAGACUGCUGUAUUUGUAUAUAAUUGCGAUGGGCAAGAUGCAGUGUUUGCAAGUAGCUGUUAGGCGAAGUAUAUUCAAUCCGUUCAUGAAGGAGCUUAGUUGUUUUGUAGCAUUAAUUUUCACAUGUCCAUAGGAAAAUUAGAUGCUAGAUCCUUAGUUUCCUUUGUACCCAUUUUGUAAAAUAAUUAGAAUCUUUUGCAGUUAAUAUAAAUGUGCUAGCUUAUUGUAUUUUUAUA
Ricinus communis (castor bean) is the source of this 1329-nucleotide messenger RNA. Its product is annotated as NEP1-interacting protein-like 2. The coding region runs from base 342 to 1079 and encodes 245 amino acids. The record is from RefSeq and is a predicted model, not a curated record. The transcript is spliced from 5 exons. NCBI's taxonomy places the organism in Eukaryota, Viridiplantae, Streptophyta, Magnoliopsida, Malpighiales, Euphorbiaceae.